AUGUGUGUGUGUGUGUGUGUGGCUGUCUCUCAGUGUGUGUGUCCCUCUCUCUUGGACUGUGUGUGUGGCUGUCUCUCAGUGUGUGUGUCCCUCUCUCUUGGACUGAUGCCCAUAAUAUUAUGUGUGCCUACAUCUUUCUCCCACUCUCCAUCGUCUCUGUCUCUCUCUCUCUCUCUCUGUCUCUCUCUCUCUCUCUCUCUCUCUCUCUGUCUCUCUCUGUCUCUCACUCUAUCUCUGUCUCUCACUCUGUCUCUCACUCUGUCUCUGUCUCUCUCUCUCACUCUAUCUCUGUCUCUCACUCUGUCUCUCACUCUGUCUCUGUCUCUCUCUCUCACUCUCUCUCUCUCUCACUCUGGCUUUUGCCUACUCGUGCUGCUAGCUUGGGCCAGAGCCACUGGCACUCGGCUAUCCUCGUCAUCUCUGUUAACCCUCUACUUCAAGUCAGAUGCGGCCUCCCUCACAGCACACAUCUCUGAAUCAUCUACAACACGAGCGCGUCCUUACUCUCUCUCGUCCACCCCUGAGCCAUCUGCAUCUCCACCCCCUUGCUCCUCCGCACGCCAUUCUCUGCUUUCCCCUUUAUUUCCCCCCUUCAACCCCAUCAACUCUCUCCACCAUCUCUUCUCAUACUCUCUCCACCCCUCUCUCUCUCUGAAUCUCACUCACCACCUCUCCCUCUCUCUCUGUGCUGCAUCUUCGUCGAGCGCGCUGCUCUCUCUCUCUCUCUCUCUCUCUCUCUCUCUCUCUCUCGCAAAAAAAAAAAAAAAGAGGCUGGCUGUUGUGACUUGUGCCCUAGAAACCACGACUCGCCUUCACACGCGCUUGCGCUUUUCACCCCCCUCCCUGUCUGUUCCAGCGCUGAUUGAGGCCGAUGUUGAACCACGCCACGUCAUGACCCUUCGCGAUAACAUCAAGAAAACUAUUGCUCUCGAAGACGACGUCAACAUGGUCAGCAAUCGCAAGUUUGUUCAGCGCUGCGUCUUUCAGGAACUUUGUCAGCUCGUCGACCCAGACGUGACCGUUUGGAAGCCCCGCAAGAAGCGCGCCAACGUCAUCAUGUUUGUCGGUCUACAAGGCGCCGGCAAGACCACCACCUGCACCAAGCUCAAGCAAAACGCCACCAAGGCGCGCAUCCCCUUUUACGGCAGCUACACCGAGGUUGAUCCCGCUGUCAUUGCUGCUGAUGGCGUCGACCAGUUUAAGCGCGAAAAAUUUGAAAUCAUCAUCGUCGACACUUCCGGUCGUCACAAGCAAGAAGCUGCCCUCUUUGAAGAGAUGCUGCAGGGCGGUGGUGCACUAUCGGCCAUUGCUGCCACCCGCAGUCCCGUCAUCUUCAUUGGGACUGGUGAACGCAUUGAAGACCUCGAGCCCUUUGCCCCGCGCUCCUUUGUCAGCAAGCUGCUCGGUCUCGGUGACGUUCAAGGCCUGAUUGAGCGUGUCAGUGAGUUGGGCAUUGAGGAGGAUCCCGAGUUGAUGAAACGCAUCAAGCAUGGCAAGUUUACUCUGCGUGACAUGUACGAGCAGUUUCUCAACAUUCAAAAGAUGGGCCCCUUCAGUCAAGUCAUGGGCAUGAUUCCCGGCUUGAGCAAUGUGUUUGGCGAUGGCAACAACGAGGUCGUGACCAAGCGUAUGCAGAUGACGCUGACCGUCAUGAAGUCCAUGACCGACUUUGAGCUCGAUCAUGCCAAGGCCGCCAAACUUUUUCGCGAGCAGCCUUCACGCAGCGUGCGCCUUGCACGCGGUGCGGGCGUACACCCAUCUGUCGUUGAGCAGCUCUUGCAGCAAUAUGGCAAAUUCUCCGAAGUCAUCAAAAAGAUGGGUGGCAUCAAGGUCAGUGCGCGCACCGCCAGCUCUUUGUGUGUGUGUGUGUGUGUGUGUGUGUGUGUGCGUGCGUGUUUCAAGUUGUUUUGUAAUUUUUACGAACGUGCUCUCAACUUUAUUGUCCACUGGAUUAGUCAGCAACAAAUGAAUGUUUUGAACCAGGCCAUGGCCAAGGGCAUGGACCCCAGCAUCUUCCGCUCCAUGGGUGGCGCGUCGGGUCUGCAAAACCUGGUCAAGCAAAUGACGGCCGGUGGUGACGCAGGCGGCCUGGGUGGCUUGAUGGACAUGGCCAAUAACCUCGGUGCCAUGCAGGGCCGGGGUCGCCCUCGUCGCGGUGGUCGGCGCUAA
Molecule: messenger RNA, 2169 nt
Organism: Monosiga brevicollis MX1
Lineage: Eukaryota; Choanoflagellata; Craspedida; Salpingoecidae
Exons: 12
Coding region: 1-2169 (722 amino acids)
Biological process (GO): SRP-dependent cotranslational protein targeting to membrane; SRP-dependent cotranslational protein targeting to membrane, translocation
Cellular component (GO): signal recognition particle, endoplasmic reticulum targeting; cytosol
Molecular function (GO): GTP binding; GTPase activity; endoplasmic reticulum signal sequence receptor activity
Source: RefSeq, a predicted model, not a curated record